GGGUGAUUCCAGAUUCACCAUCCGUCAAUCUCGUUCUAAUUUUGAGUUCUACCCCAUUCUUGGGCUUAGACUUCGACUUGGGCGUGGCUUGAGGCGUGUCAUAUAAGUGACUUUCAGAUCCAUGCGUGGGCGUGCCGCUAAUUGGCCCCACUCCCCAGCUUUGGUCCUCUGGGAUUGAGGGCGGUGACGCCGUUGGAAUUUUCAGGGGAAAGAUGCCCACGGCUGUGGUCGACCUCGAAUUGGGCCACUCGUGUCGCGUUCGAGAUCAUAUUUGGAAUUCCAGCAACUACUUGCCGGAUCUGGGCGAGGCCACCCAUGAUUGGGAGUUCUUCAUCCGACCCAAACAGGGCCAGACCAUGGACUACGUGGAGAAAGUGAUUGUCAACUUGCACCACACGUUUCCCAAGCCUCAACGAGUGCUGACCAAGAACCCUUUCCGAGUGAAAGAGAAAGGCUACGCCGGGUUCGAAAUCUUUGUGGAUGUUUACUUCAAGGGCCUUUCUGAUGCGGAUAGUGCUAAGAAGGUGACCAUUCAGUACGACCUGUUCUUGGCGCCAGCCAUCUCAGAGCUGAGCCACGAUCCGGAUCGUAAGAUUACAAAGCGUGACACGCGCAACGUCAAGUUAGAGCGUCUGACGAUCAAUCACACGAGUCGAAGUUUCAUCAAAGGCAUCGAGUCGUGUCUCAAGGGAGGCUCGUUCCCGAUCACGAGCUCGUCUUCAUCAUCACAUCGAUCCGCGUCGAAGGAAGCGUCCAGUGGGCAUCACAGUUCCAGCACCAAGAGCAAAUCGGAUCCAAAGUCCAGUAGUCAUUCCAAAUCGGGUUCCUCGUCAUCGUCAAGUCAUAAGAAGGAUCGUGAUCGCUCCAAAGAUCGCUCCAAGGACAAAGAGCGAGGCAAGGAGCGAUCCAAGUCAGAGCGAGACCCAAAGUCCCGAAGUCAUCGUGAGGGCAAGGACAAGUCCUCGCCCCAUCCUGCCUCAGUGACCUCAUCCACCAGCCAUGCAAAAGACGCCAAGACAAGUGCCAAGGGAGAGGAUGCCAAAUUCCACGCUCCCACGAGUGCCUCCAAACCGGCUUCCACUACGAAGGAAUCAUCAAAGCCUAAGAUCAAUGAGACAUUCAAGGAUCUCUUUGGUGAGCCCAUUCAAAAAGCCGAAUCCUCAUCUUCCAAGAGCAAAAAGGAAUCAUCGUCGUCAUCCUCCAAAAGCUCGAGUAAGGACAACGUUGCCAGCAAAUCGUCCGACAAACCCUCAUCCUCGUCGACAUCCUCGUCAGCUCCACCCACCGUUAGCGAUGCUUCAAAAUCUACGCCCAAGCAUUCCGAGGGAUCUUCCAAAGGAAAGUCUUCGUCCUCGUCAGGUUCGUCGAAAAGUUCAAAGUCCCGAGAGGAACGAAAGAAGAAAGAAAAAGAACGCGAAGCCAGAAAAGAGAAGGAAAAGGCCAAGGCCAAGGAAAAACUGGAACGUGAAGAGAAGGAACGAGUCGAGAAGGAAAAGGAGGAACAGCGGCUGAAGGCUGAAGCCGAGGCCAAAGCUUUGGCUGCGGCGGCGGCGGCCGCAGCGCUGAAGAAGGAAAAGGAAGAAAAGGAGCGCAAAGAGAAGGAGGAACGUGAGCGGCUGGCUCGAGAGGAAAAGGAACGAAAGGAACGCGAAGAACAGGAAAAGAAAGAGAAGGAAAAGCUGCUCCGUAAGGAGAAGGAGAGAAAGAGAAAGGAAAAAGAAAAGGAAAUGGAAGAGCAGGAUCGAAUCGAAAAGGAACAAAAGGCUGCCGCAGAUGCUACAGCGGCUGUUGCAGCCGCCGCGGCGGAAGCUGCCAAGAGGAAACGCGACUUGGAGGCCAAAGCGGCCAAAAAGGAGAAGACCAAAGGUUUCGCCACCAUGGCUGGGAUCCUCAAGGCCAAGGCCAAAGAUGAAAAAAGCGUCAAGGCCGGGUCCGAUAGCGAGGAGGAGGAAGCGGAAGAGUCCACGGCAUCCACCAGCAAAGGGUCUUCUAAAAAAUCAAAGAAAGAGAAAAAGAAGAAAAAAGAGAAGAAAAAGAAACGCGAAAAGGACAAAGACCAUCGGGACAGCAAAAAGAAAAGUUCCAAGAAAAAGAAGAAUGAGCCUCCCCAACCAGCCAAGGCCGAGUCCAGUCCAGCCUCCUCCUCCACCAGCAAAGUCGUGGAGUCUCCGCCUCCUGCCCCGCCCCCAGUACCUGCCCCCAUUCGCCACGAGAGCUCAUCCUCGCCCUCGCCCAUUCCUUCUGAAGGUGGACAUGUCUCGUCACCAUACGCCUCGCCUUCCCCACCCCUUUCCAAUAAGAAGUCCCCACUCCCCAAACGCUCAGCCGCAGCCGUUGCCCUCGGGAAGGCUCCUCAAAGUGGUCUUUCACCGGUUCCGAAAUCUCAACGUCCUCCAAGUCCGGCUCUCAGCUCCAGAUCUCAUUCGUCCUCGCCUCGUUCGGUGUCCGUGUCAUCGAGGAGCCGAUCCCCAAGCCCGGUGGUCAAUAGUAAUGGGCAUCGUUCAGGAAGUGCCAUGAGUGGACAACAACCAGGGAGCGAGAGCCAGGCUAAAGCCACGCCUACUGUCACGGCCAAGUCCCCAGUCCCGUCUCCUCUCUCCUCCUCCUCUAGCUCGCCCGUCUCUUCCCGAUCCACAUCACCUAUUCGAUAUGUGCCCGCUUCGCCUCCGCCCGUGAAUGGUGUGGCCCUCGAUGACAAGCUUGACGUCAAUCUCAUCAGUCCCCUCGGAAGUACGUCCUCGUCUGUGAUGCAUGACGAUGAUGACGAUGACGAACCCGACAAGAAGGACGUUGUCAAGUCGCCCAACAGCAUUAUGAACCAAACCAGCAAUCGGAAGCGAACCAGCAACGAUCUCUUCGAGGAAGACAAGGAUUCGACCCAUUUGGAAGGCCCCAAUUCCGACAACGACUCACGCUCCAAAGGCAAACGGGCCAAGCUCGACAAGACCAAGUCUGACACGGGCGAAGAAGAUAACCUCGCCCGCGAGAGUCCCGUUCAAAAUGAGCAUCAGGACUACCCGGAGGUGUCGCAAUUCACACCCGAGUACAUCCAUUUGCUACAGACCAUUCAAGAUCGGAUCUCGAAUCCCCAAUCCAACGACAAUCUGGCGGCCGUGAUCUCGCUCAUCCAACAAACAGGUUGUUUCUCCGCCAAAUCCAAGUCCUUCAAUUUCGAUCUGUGCCUUCUGGAUCGACAAACGGUGGAGAAGAUCCAGCGGUGUCUGGACAUCCAAGUAUGACCCAAACUCAUGCCAAGCUCUGUCUUGGAAGAGGACGGCGGCAAUAAUGAUGGUAAUGAUCAAGAUAAUCAGAAGGAUACGAAUGCCACAAAUCGUCAUAAGUAUCAAAGUGUGGAGAAUAAAGCGAAGAAAAAGAAGCGAAAGAAGAGCAAGAAGCGGAAGAGGCAGGCGGCCCAUUGAAUCCACGUUUGUCAGAACUCUUCGGGUCAUUCCACGCGAUGGCUUGCAUCAAUAACUCACACGCCCACUAACCUCUCCCUGUGCACAACCAUCAAGCCUGGAUCCAUUUUGAAAGUACAAUUUUCAAGCUCAUAUCAAUCGUGCUCUCGUCACCCUCCUUUCCGCCAAUUCCAUCUUUUCUUGUUAUGUAUGAGUAUGUAUGUCUAUCUCAAUGAAUUACUUACUACGUAUGAGCAUCCAGUGAAAUCAAUCAAAACCUGUGAUAUUCUCACA
This is a messenger RNA of Tigriopus californicus, 3692 nucleotides long. Its product is annotated as protein AF-9-like. Gene Ontology annotation, biological process: regulation of DNA-templated transcription. Bases 213 to 3239 code for a protein of 1008 amino acids. Gene Ontology annotation, cellular component: super elongation complex. The record is from RefSeq and is a predicted model, not a curated record. The transcript has 7 exons. NCBI's taxonomy places the organism in Eukaryota, Metazoa, Arthropoda, Copepoda, Harpacticoida, Harpacticidae.